Saccostrea cuccullata (small rock oyster) is the source of this 4289-nucleotide messenger RNA. Its product is annotated as F-BAR domain only protein 2-like. The transcript has 27 exons. Gene Ontology annotation, biological process: clathrin-dependent endocytosis; clathrin coat assembly. Bases 59 to 2707 code for a protein of 882 amino acids. Lineage: Eukaryota; Metazoa; Mollusca; Bivalvia; Ostreida; Ostreidae. The record is from RefSeq and is a predicted model, not a curated record. Gene Ontology annotation, cellular component: plasma membrane; clathrin-coated pit; cytoplasm.
AUGCGUCCCAAAUCAUAAUAAUCGCCAUUUUCUCUGUAACACCUACAGAAACUUCAAAAUGACAUCGUUUGCUGAUCACUUUUGGGGGGAGAAAAACAAUGGAUUUUUUGUUUUGAAUCAUAAUAUGAAACAAGGACAACUGUCAUCCAAAGAUUUCAUAGAUUUUCUUAGAGAAAGUUGUACAGUAGAAGAGACCUACAGUAAACUUCUAAACAAAUUGGCCAAGUCUGUAUCAAACAACACACAUGGAGGCACAUUUGCUCCAUUCUGGAACGUACUGAAGACCCUAGCAGAGAAGAUUUCCACUCUUCACACACAGCUGGUACACUCCCUGACAGAUCUAAUGAAGGAUGUAGCCAGAUAUAGCGAGGAACAAGUCAAAAAGAAUAAAGCGGUUAAGGAACGUGAGUCCAGUACGCUAGAAACGGUAAACAACAUUCAACACACCACAGCUGCUCUUCAUAAGGCAAAGGAAAUAUAUCACACAAGAUGUUUAGAGUUGGAGAGAUUAAAAAGGGAUGGGUCACAAAAAGACAUUGAGAAGGCGGAGACAAAAUACAAGAAAGCCAGUGAAGAUUACAGAUCCCUGGUGGACAAGUAUGCCAAUGUCAGAAAUGAAUUUGAGACGAAAAUGAUGGAUUCUUGUAAGAGAUUUCAGGAGCUGGAAGAGGAACACAUUUGUCAGAUGAAGGACUUUGUUGAUUCCUUUGCUAAAGCCUGGCAGAAUGAACAUGUGAUGCUGGGACAGGUACAUGAAGAAUUUCGACAAAGCUGUGAUGAGUUGACUGUUCUUAAACUCUUAGAAAUCUUUAUCAAUUCUAAGAAGACAGGAGAGGAAAAACCAGGACCUAUCGAUUUUGUCGAGCCCAAUCUUUCCAGCCUGCCUCCAGCUCGUCCCAUGUCAUGUGAUCCUAACGAUAAACGGGAUAGCAUAUCGGAGAAAUCUCGCCAGGACUCGAGCGGGAGCCCCAGCCCCGUUCCCUCGGACCAGCCUGGCCCGCUCAGCCGCAGUGUAAACCUGCGCGUCUCCAGAACAUGGUUUCUCAAAAAUAAAAAGAAAAAAGAGAAGAAAAAGAAGAAAAAGGACAAGGAUGAAAGAGAGGCUCAGUCCUCAGACACACAGUCAGUGGACACAACAGAAGGGACAACUCCAGAUGUGGAUGAGGAGGGCUAUUCUAUUCGACCUGAGGACCCCAUGGAGAACAGCUGUGAUAAAAAUAGCUGGUCCAGCGAGAGUGACAGUGACUCAGAUGAUGAAUCAAAACGGAAAAUCAAAGUAGCGAUCCGUCCUUUAAGUCCAAAUGGUAACGUGUCAGGAACUGUAGAUGACAUCAAACAGUCCGUCAGUCAGCUGAGACUGUCCCCCACAGCAGCCCUCAGAAAGAGGACCACCACACCUAUAGAUAAAAAGAUGAUGAAGAGAUCCCAAUCCGAAUCUGACACACUGGAUCCAGUAAAACCAAACCAGGACCUGUUAAACUUGGACUUCUUUUCCUCAUCAAGUGCUUCCACCCCGUCAGGUAGCCGCUUCAAUCUCCCCUCACCCCUAUCUCCCUUGGCGGACACCAGUCUACAAAACAACACCAGCCAUAGUAUAGCUACAACCUCACUGCACAAUUCUAGUGGAAAUGAAGUGUUUAACAACAGUAACGGGUCAAAGGACGGCUCUAGUCUGAACAACUCACUCCCGGGACCACCCCCCUCUAUUCCACAACGACCGGUCUCCCAACCCAGGGUCAAGCCCAGCGUACCCCAGCUUCCCUCGCGCCCGAUCUCUGGACGUUCUAGCCCCGCCUCCUUCAUGUCGCGGUCAGACAGCAGUAGCAGUGUUACCUUCAAUACGACCUCCAUGCCCAUUGGAUCCUCCCGUGGACCGAGUCCGCUCACCAUUGGCAUGUCAGACACUAUUCCAUUAGCCAUCGCCUUCACAGAAACAAUCAACGCUUACUUCAAAGGAACUGAUGCUACAAGAUGCAUGGUGAAGAUUACGGGAAAUGUGAUGAUGUCAUUUCCUGCGGGGGUUGUUCGAGUGUUUACAGAGAAUCCUAACCCUGCAUUACUGAGCUUCAAACUAAAAAAUGUCUCCAAGUUAGAGAACACGAUGCUCAACAAACAGCUGGUGGAACUGGAUCCCAGUCAACAGGAAGCUGAUACAAACUUCUACACCUUCAACAUGUCUGCUCUGAUCGAGCAUCUAAAACAUCAAGGAGAGCAGAAUAAGUCAGCCUCCUACUUCAACAUCGACAUUCUCAAAUAUCAGGUAUGUACAUACUACUUAGUGACUGGUGGUGGGUUUUGUGAAGAGAACACCACAGACUACCGCCUGGACUACAAAUACAACCCCAACUCCAUGUCAUCACCGUCCACUCUCAAAAAUGUACAAGUUUUUUGCCGUGUUUGGAGGGGUAUCCCCAUCCUUCACUCUUACUGCAAUGGAGAGAUGAAUGAAGACAACCAGCGGGCGACAUGGAGACUGAAUGAUUUAUCAGAACUGAGUGAGGAGGGAAGCCAGGGCAGCAUUAGGGCCAAGUUUGAGUUGAAGUCGGGCCCCUCCCGCCCCUCCCCCUCAGCCAUCCAGUUCCUGUGUGAGGGGGCGUGUCUGUCCGGCCUGGAGAUGGAGAUGGUGGGACCAGGGUACAGGGUGUCUCUACUCAAAAAGAGGUUUGGGGCAGGUAAAUAUUUGGUGGAUCCUGAGGGACCCGUUUGACCAGGUUUAGGAUCUAGUUUUAUUAAAUUACCAAUGGGGUGACAGUGACAAUUACCUCAUUCACAAACUAGUCAAUUGACCACAAUGCACCUCACUAAUGGAGCAGGAAUAUCCCAGAAUUCCAAACUAAGAAGGCAGAGGAUGUACGGGUGAUUUAUUCGUGGAGUGAGGAAGCAAGGGAAAUAAAUCUUGUCUACUUACUGUGAAAAUUUUUAACUGUCAGACUUUACUGUGAUAUCCAUUUCCUUUACAAUUUUUAACAUGUAAUAUUUAAGUAGAUAUUUGUUUGACAUCUUUUUUGGUUCUUACAAUUUGAGCAGUGUGAUUGAAUUAUUCAUCAUCAUAGCCAUUUAUGUGAUUUAAACUAUAGCAGAUGCAUUAGAAUGAAUUGGCAUUUAGUAAUCUGUUCUACAAUGUCUUGAUCCAAUCUUAUCUGAUGAAAAGUGCUACAACUAACAAUGAAUGUUUUAUGUUAGGAAUACUGGAAGUUUGUAGUUCCAGUGUAGAAUUAUUUUUAUGUUUCAGUGACUUGUGUAAGAUGUUGCCUUUUGGUUAUGAAGAACCAUGGGUGUGUCGUGAAUGUGCAAUAUCACAUUUUUGCUUGUAAUUUCUUUGUUAUUGUUUUAUGAUAGAGGGAAUAUUUAUUUUCGAUUAAUGCAGUUUUCAUGUCCUAAAUGAAGUUGUUCCUUUUUAGCAUUCAUAUUUAACUCAGUAGCUGUUUAUUUUUGACAUUGAAUUUCAGUAGAUUUUUUCUGAUAAAAUCAAUCUAGGCAUUGCUGGCAAUGCCUUUCCAUUUAACUCAGAACCCCAUUCCUGACGCUUUAUCUCUCUCGCUCUUACAAGAAGUGGAUAUUUUAGAUGACUUCCUAUUUGAUGAGAUAUAAAUAUUGCAUCACUGUUCAAUUAUGAAUCAAAUGGAGUUCAUUGAAUAAGAUUAUGUAGGGGAUCAUCCCCAUUGUAAUUUCUUUAAUAUUUUCAGUGAACUGAAAAGUUAAAAAUGCUUUAAAAAGUUUAAAGAUUUAUCCAAGAAAAAGAAUCAGCCCUAAUUUUGUCAUUUCAUUGCAUUUGAUUUUCAUUUCUUGUAGCAUAAAUUUGUUUAUUAACAGCCAUUCUACAUGUUCACAAAAAAUAAAAGAAUAUAUGCAUAUUUGGUAAUUUGUAAGAUGUGAAAUAUAUUACGUACAAUUGCUGCAAUAAUGUAGCCCUCUCUGAUUUUUUUAUCUGAUAUUUUCUUGAGAUUGUAAAAUAUAUUGUAAAAUUCAGAUUGAACUAACUUUUAUCAUAUGAUGUUCCAGGACAGAAAUUGAGAUAUUCUGUCUAAGUUAGAUCUUGUACUACCAUAGAAAAUGACAUAGAUAGUACAUUGCCUUGAGCUUUAAGAUGUUACACACUCUCUCAUCCUAAAACAUUCCAUUCUGGGUUGUACCACGAGUGUGUGUGAUGGUUAACGUAGUCUGAAACAGACUGUGAUAAUUAUCCUCAUCAUAUUCCUAUGUACACUACUUUUAUUACGUCACUUAUUUAAUCAUUUUACAUAUUGAAAAAUAACUUGAAUACUAUAUCAAUAAACAUUAUAAAUACU